Acanthochromis polyacanthus (spiny chromis) is the source of this 780-nucleotide messenger RNA. RefSeq names its product late histone H1-like. NCBI's taxonomy places the organism in Eukaryota, Metazoa, Chordata, Actinopteri, Pomacentridae. The coding region runs from base 1 to 780 and encodes 259 amino acids. The record is from RefSeq and is a predicted model, not a curated record. The transcript is spliced from 4 exons. Gene Ontology annotation, molecular function: DNA binding; structural constituent of chromatin. Gene Ontology annotation, biological process: nucleosome assembly. Gene Ontology annotation, cellular component: nucleosome.
AUGGACCACUCAGACUCCACAUCUCCAACCUCCCCUGGGAUGGAGGAGAAACUCUUCAGGAGCAGCCUUCCUUCCAUCAGAUCCAGGUCACCGCCAGGUGGAGAUCAGCUGACAGCUCUGCUCCUCUCUUCACCCGAGUGUGAUCAUAUGAACAUAAAGCUGAUCAUCGAUACUUGGCCCAAGCUGCUCUGGUACCAGUUCAUUGUGGCGAAGAAGAAGGCGAAGAAGAAGGCGAAGGCAAAGAAGGCAAAGAAGGCGAAGAAGAAGGCAAAGAAGGCAAAGAAGAAGAAGGCAAAGAAGAAGGCAAAGAAGAAGGCGAAGAAGGCGAAGAAGAAGAUGAAGGCGAAGAAGAAGGCGAAGAAGAAGAUGAAGGCAAAGAAGAAGGCGAAGAAAGCAAAGAAGGCAAAGAAGGCGGCAAAGAAGAAGGCGAAGAAGAAGAAGAAGAAGAAGGCGAAGAAGAAGAAGCCGAAGAAGAAGGCGAAGAAGAAGGCAAAGAAGGCGAAGAAGAAGAAGGCGAAGAAGAAGGCGAAGAAGGCGAAGAAGAAGAAGGCGAAGAAGAAGGCGAAGAAGAAGAAGAAGGCGAAGAAGAAGGCGAAGAAGGCGAAGAAGAAGAAGGCGAAGAAGAAGGCGAAGAAGGCGAAGAAGAAGGCGAAGAAGGCGAAGAAGAAGAAGGCGAAGAAGAAGGCGAAGAAGGCGAAGAAGAAGGCGAAGAGGGUGAAGAAGGCGAAGAAGAAGAAGGCGAAGAAGAAGACGAAGAAGAAGGCGAAGAAGGAGGAGUAG